AUGUCCUACAAACCUACCACCCCUGACCCCAGCAGCACCCCCGGCUCCAGCACCCCUGGGCCAGGCACUCCGGUCCCUACAGGAAGUGUCCCGUCACCGUCGGGCUCAGGGCCGGGAGCCACUGCCCCUUUCAGACCGCUGUUUAAAGACUUUGGACCGCCUACCGUCGGUUGUGUGCAGGUCAUGAAACCACCUGGUGCCCAGGGCUCCCAGAGCACCUACAAGGAACUGCUGUUGGUCACAGAGGAGAUGGGCAAAGGGAUCCGGCCCACCUAUGCUGGCAGCAAGAGCGCCGCGAAGUGCCUGAAGAGAGGUAUCAUCCAUCCCUAUUCAGAGUGCCUGGUAGAGACAGAGCGGAACGCCCACACUUAA
Molecule: messenger RNA, 372 nt
Organism: Gorilla gorilla gorilla (western lowland gorilla)
Lineage: Eukaryota; Metazoa; Chordata; Mammalia; Primates; Hominidae
Product: cyclin-dependent kinase 2-associated protein 2-like
Exons: 1
Coding region: 1-372 (123 amino acids)
Biological process (GO): negative regulation of G1/S transition of mitotic cell cycle; regulation of microtubule cytoskeleton organization
Cellular component (GO): microtubule; nucleus; cytoplasm
Source: RefSeq, a predicted model, not a curated record